Messenger RNA from Penicillium soppii, 747 nucleotides. RefSeq lists its product as uncharacterized. The transcript has 2 exons. The record is from RefSeq and is a predicted model, not a curated record. Lineage: Eukaryota; Fungi; Ascomycota; Eurotiomycetes; Eurotiales; Aspergillaceae. Bases 1 to 747 code for a protein of 248 amino acids.
AUGCCAGCUCCAAUCCCAAGCUUCCUCCUACCAGGAGGUCCCCCAACAGCCCUAAUGCUGCGCACCCUCCAGCGCCAAAACGCGCGCAGCUUCAGCUCGACCAGCGCGGUGCUCAAAAAAGCCUCAACCCCCAAACCCCGAGUCCUCGCCAAACCAGACCGCUUCCGCCCCCCAUCUCACCCGCAGCGCAUCGUGCCACCCUCGCCAAAGGGCGUACCAGCAGGCCAGCCAUUCGAAUAUGGCCCACGCACAACAGAGAAAGAGCGCAUCGAGCAGAGCAAGACGCAAUACCCCGGCAUGUUCCCGCCAGAGGGGACAGUCAUGCACAGGUUCCUGACGAGCAAAUGGAUUCAUGUCUGGAUUGCGAUGGGCGUUCUCAUCUCCUGUGCGGGCUUUACAUUCACAACGAACUUCAAAGCAACGUCUCCGUUCGCGCAUCUCCUCCCUCCCUGGUCGGGUCUGUUGACUUCCCCGUUCGGCACGAUCUCGCAGGCAUUCUCUGUGUGGCGGAUGCAUGUGCAGCAUAAUUCUAUGCGGGUGCGGGAGCAGCGCCAUCGCCGGGUUGAGGAUGCUGAGAAGAGGAAGCAGUACCGUAUUGCGCAUGGGCUGGAGGAGGCGGAGAAGAAUGAGGCCGUUGAGGCUGAUUCGCAGUCCCCGGUUGCUGCGCCUGCCGCUGUGGGCAGUGAGGAGUAUAUUGAUUUCGAGGGGAAUAAGCGGCCCGUCAAGAAGUGGUUGGGGAUUUGGUGA